CAGUUCCAUGUACUUUAUCAUUAAUCAGAAUCGGGUUCCAUACCAAAAAAAAAGCCCUAAUCUUUCUAUGCCCAAUACCCGUUACUCUUCCUCGUGAUUUGCAGAAAAGCGUUGUUGUAUCACAAGAGAAGCUUCUCCUCUCUCUCUCUCUCUCUCUCUCUCUCUCUCUCUCUGAGAUGGGUGGUUCUGUGAAGGAUGUUGCUUCAAAGACGGAGCUUGAUAACGUGCGCCAAAGCGGCGCACCGGUUGUCCUCCACUUCUGGGCGUCGUGGUGCGAUGCUUCGAAGCAGAUGGAUCAAGUCUUCUCUCAUCUCGCUACCGAUUUCCCUCGUGUCCAUUUCCUCAGGGUGGAGGCUGAGGAGCAUCCCGACAUAUCGGAUGCUUAUUCCGUAUCCGCUGUUCCUUUUUUCGUCCUCUUCAAGGAUGGCAAGAGCGUGGACACACUGGAAGGGGCAGAUCCAUCCAGUUUGGCCACCAAAGUUGCCAAAGUUGUCAGUCCUUCAACUUCUGCAGAGCCUGCAAGCCUUGGAAUGGCGGCAGGGCCAACAGUUCUUGAAACUGUGAAGGAGAUUGCGAAAGACACCGGCUCCUUGAAGGCGGAAGAUCGAGCCAAGGCUGGACUCACCGACACACUAAAACAAUCUCUGGAACGACUUACCAACUCUCACCCUGUCAUGUUAUUCAUGAAAGGUUCCCCUGAAGAGCCUAGGUGCGGGUUUAGCAGGAAGGUGGUCGACAUUUUAAAAGAGGAGAAGGUCCAGUUUGGAAGUUUCGACAUUCUUUCUGACAACGAGGUGCGUGAGGGUUUGAAAAAAUUCUCAAACUGGCCAACGUACCCUCAGCUAUACUGCAAAGGGGAGCUUCUGGGUGGAUCUGACAUAGUGAUAGCGAUGCACGAGAGUGGUGAACUCGAACAAGUGUUCAGAGAUGAUGGUAUCAGUGCAGCGACUAAUGCUGAUUCAAAAGGAAAUCGGGAUGAAGCUGGAAAGGGAGGGAUCAGCUCAAACACCACAGGUUUAAGUGAAGCCCUCAGAUCUCGGCUCGAGGGUCUGAUCAAUUCGAACCCAGUUAUGCUGUUCAUGAAGGGAAAACCAGAACAACCCAGGUGCGGAUUUAGCGGAAAAGUGGUUGAAAUCCUCAAGCAAGAAAAGGUCGAGUUUGGAAGCUUUGACAUACUUUCAGAUGAUGAAGCUCGUCGAGGACUAAAACUAUAUUCAAACUGGUCGAGUUACCCUCAGCUCUACGUCAAGGGCGAGCUUAUCGGCGGUUCAGACAUUGUGUUGGAGAUGCAAAAGAGCGGUGAGCUCAAAAGGGUAUUAGCAGAGAAGGGGAUUCUCGUGGAACAGAGCCUAGAAGACCGGCUUAGGACAGUGAUUCACUCUGCAAAAGUGAUGCUUUUCAUGAAGGGCACUCCGGAUUAUCCCAAAUGUGGAUUCAGCUCAAAAGUCGUGAAUGCGUUGAGAGAGGAAGGAGUGAGUUUUGGAUCAUUCGAUAUCUUGAAAGACGAGGAAGUGAGGCAAGGAUUGAAGAGCUUCUCAAACUGGCCGACAUUUCCUCAGGUUUAUUACAAGGGUGAGCUUGUUGGAGGCUGUGAUAUAAUUAUGGAGUUGAGGAACAGUGGGGACCUGAAAUCUACUCUUUCUGAAUAAGUCUGGUUUUUUGUUUCUUUUUUGGUAUGAUGAGUUACUGGUGGUGCUUUGUCUUGAUCCAAUAGUUAUGAAUGAUGGAUUUGCCUUUGCACUUUCGUUCUGCUAGACACUGAGAGUGAGAGAGACUCCCAAUGCUUGUCAUGUUAUUUUACUUGAGUUGUAAGAGUUUCAUAUCAGACCCAUGUUGGAAGACCAUCA
Tarenaya hassleriana is the source of this 1847-nucleotide messenger RNA. RefSeq names its product monothiol glutaredoxin-S17-like. NCBI's taxonomy places the organism in Eukaryota, Viridiplantae, Streptophyta, Magnoliopsida, Brassicales, Cleomaceae. The record is from RefSeq and is a predicted model, not a curated record. The coding region runs from base 177 to 1649 and encodes 490 amino acids. The transcript has 3 exons.